Hippocampus comes (tiger tail seahorse) is the source of this 1166-nucleotide messenger RNA. RefSeq lists its product as uncharacterized. The transcript has 3 exons. Bases 226 to 1071 code for a protein of 281 amino acids. Lineage: Eukaryota; Metazoa; Chordata; Actinopteri; Syngnathiformes; Syngnathidae. The record is from RefSeq and is a predicted model, not a curated record.
GAAGGUAAGACUCUCCCACUAUUUUCUUUUUUGCAAUACAGUUUCACCGAGGCAGGUAAAAAUUCAAACAAUGAAAAGCAAGUCCCACACACACCUGAUAGCCAUCAGGCCCGAUUGGGCGGCUUAAAAGCGAUGCCGUGCCGGCGUGCGGAGCUGGUGCAGAGCAAGUAGCUUGGAGUCGGUUUGAGUGGCGACGCUCGCUUUGACCCAGGCCGCCUGCACAAAAUGGCUUGUGGAAUUUAUUUGGGGGUUUGUUUGUUUGGGUUGUUUUUUUUUUUGUGUGUGUGUGUGUGCAGGGUCUUGCUGAUUUGCUUACUUCCAGCAGAGCAUGUUCACUGUUUGUGGGCUUCUCAAGAAGCUCAAGGCAAGACAUAUGUUGGCUUUGUGCAAGAUGAAGGCGGCACCGGCAAGCCUCCCCAGAAUCAAUUCAGACAAGCCUCGGCCCAAAGCGGCAGUCGUGGCGGAGUCUCCGAUUUUGGCGACCAACAAUCCAAACUGUCAUCCUAUCUCGGCAGCUACUCGUCACUCAGGGUGGUUCGACGACACCCAUUGGGUGUGUCUGGCAAGAAAGCCGGUCCCCAAAAGCCCCGCCUCUCCACAGCCAUUGCGAGUUCAGGCUCUCUGAGCAGGUUUCAACCGCCCAAGUCCAACCUGGCUGCAGGACUCAAGAAACCAAACGCAGGCCCCCACUCCCGGGGAAAGUCGUCGGGGUUGUUCUUGCCGGGUUACGGCAUGCGCAAGUUCUCUCCCAACAUGCAGACGUCGGCCAACGGCACCGCCACCAAAGUUCUCAUCGGUCAUAAACCCGGACGGCAGCGAAAAAUCUACAGAAGUCACGGCCGGGUGGGGUUCCAAAGUCAACGGCAGCAGGUGACCAGUGUGUCGUCGGACGCGGGUUUCAAUGGGCGACGCUACGCCCCGACACACGUCCUAACGAUCCCCAGCAGAUUCGGUGGCGCCCGCAUCAGGCGCCUGAAGCACACCGCGCCCCAAAAGAGCCGAGGGGUCAAGCUCGCUCCCCGCCUUGCUCACCAAGAGACCAAGUGGGCCAGAGUCAAGCUAAGGCACUGACCGAGCGACAUUUCACUUGAAUGGGAUUUCAAAUUUUUUCCAACGGGAGUGACGAUAGCCAUUUUGGUGUUUGGAAAAUAAAAAUGGGUACUUGA